Messenger RNA from Amphiprion ocellaris (clown anemonefish), 5007 nucleotides. RefSeq names its product transcription initiation factor TFIID subunit 4. Bases 429 to 3038 code for a protein of 869 amino acids. Gene Ontology annotation, molecular function: protein heterodimerization activity; RNA polymerase II general transcription initiation factor activity; DNA binding. The record is from RefSeq and is a predicted model, not a curated record. The transcript has 15 exons. Gene Ontology annotation, cellular component: transcription factor TFIID complex. Gene Ontology annotation, biological process: DNA-templated transcription; transcription initiation at RNA polymerase II promoter. Lineage: Eukaryota; Metazoa; Chordata; Actinopteri; Pomacentridae.
CGGCGGGCUCCGAUUUGCUGGAUGAUGUUUUCUUCAACACAGAGGUGGACGAAAAAGUAGUUAGUGCUCUAGUCGGAUCCCUGGAGUGGGAGCUAACAGCAGCAGGUCACUGUAACACAACGGCUAGGGUCCACUCUGCAGCAAAUCACGUCGGCAACUCAGCUGUAGGCAGUAAUUUCAGUGUUCAAGGCAACAAAAUGGGACUUUCACAACAAGAGCUUGCUAAAGCAGAUAGCUGCGCACUCCGGUUAGCUAACAUUAGCUAAUUUUGGUCACGUUGUUCAACUUCGCUUCACUUGUGUGUCUCCCGAAACUGUUGCGAGUCAGAGAGUUGUUUGACACCUCACUUGUUUUCAUGUGUUUCCGCUGCUAUACGGCCAGGAGUGCAAUGAGGUGUCGGUAACAGCGAGGGCUCCCACGGUUCAAGCAUGGAUGGGGCAGCCGGGAUCACAUCGGCGGCGGCACCGAGUGUGACAGCUGCUCAGAGUCCGUCAAAGCCGGGUGCAGCUGGCGGAGUUGUUAUGGUGGUACCAGACGCGACAUCUGCUGUUGGGAAACCUGGAGUGACUGGUGUUCAAACUUUGAAUGGAAGCGCGGUGGUGAUGAGCUGUCAUAUCCCCAGAAUUGGACCUGCAGACAGCAACAGCUCGCAGCCCGCUGUCACGCUUGUCAGCAACGGACCUGUUUCUGUGAGCAAAGGAGGCGCAACGGUUUUGUCUGCGACACCGAGUACUAUUAUUCGAACUACUUUGAGUGCGCAAAAUGCUGUGACUUCCUCUGUGAUUUCGUCUCAGCCCUCUGCGAAAACUGUACCCACAGUCACGCUUGUGAGGCCACCUAUGCAAAGUCCCACCAACACUUCACACAGCGCAGGCAAUCCAUCCACAGUUUUAACAACACCGGCCGUCAGUGUGACAAGUACGGCUGGUGCCCACGUCGUGGUUUCAGCUGUUGCGACAGGGACGACAGCGACUAUGAGGAGCCCGACUGUUUUGCAAAACUUGAGGACUUCUGUACCGUCAACAAUCGCUGCCUCUCCUCCGGGUGGAAUACGUGCUAUUGCUCCACAGGUUUUGGCUCCUCGACUCACUCAGCCUCAACAAAACGCCACAAAUAUCCAAAACAUUCAGCUCCCUGCAGGCAUGGUCCUGGUUCGCAGUGAGAGUGGGCAGCUGCUGAUGAUUCACCAGCAGACUUUGGCUCAGAUGCAGGCUCAGUCCCAGUCACAAAGCGCCAUGGCAUCAAGACCUGCAGCCCCCACCAGCACUCCACCUGUCCAGAUCACUUCUCUACAGGCUCCAGGUGCAUCACUGUUGGCUCGUCCAGUUACCCCCACCACCAUCAUUAAACAAGGUUCCACAGUCCAAACGACUGUGACAGCCACCACCACGCUGCAGAGGCCUCCUGUGCUUCAGAACACCAUCAUGAUGGGAGGAACUGCCAGUGCCACGGGUCAGCCGCUUGGAACACCCACCACAGUGCAGCCUGGAUCUGCAGCCACAGCAGUAACACAGAGGGUGGGGCCCUUUGGGGCCACUGGGACCCCUGUCGCUCCGAUAGCUAUCACAGCUGAAACACUGGAGAAUGUGAAAAAGUGUAGAAACUUUCUGUCCACACUGAUCAAGCUGGCAUCCAGUGGAAAACAGUCCUCUGAGACUACGGCCAACGUCAAGGAGCUCGUCAAGAACCUGCUGGAAGCAAAGAUAGAGCCUGAAGAUUUCACCAGUAGAUUAUACCGGGAGCUCAACUCCUCACCGCAGCCGUACCUUGUACCUUUCCUCAAGAGAAGUCUCCCAGCACUGCGUCAGAUGACCCCAGACUCAGAGGCCUUUAUCAAGGAAAGCCUGCUGGCUCAGCCGAGCACUCAGCCUGCUGCGGCAGCUUCCACGGCGCUCACUGCCGUAGUUCUGCGACCUCCUCUGUCCACCGCCAUCACUACAGCCACCAGCACUGCCACGACCAAAACAACAGUUAUCAGCCUCACUCAGACACCUCACAGUAAACCUGGACUGAUAGUGCCUCAGCAACAGGGGACCAUGGUGAGGCCGCAAGUGACGCUGGCUCAGUCUCCCAUGGUAACACUCAGAGGACAAACCCAUAGCCGCAUCAUUGUGGGCCAGCCACAGGUGGUCAAACAGCUACAAACAGUUCCAGCAGUAAAGCAGACGUUGGCUCCAGGGGCCAAAACAGUACAAGUACUCAGUCAGGCUUCUCUCACUGCUGCUCAGAAGAACAAGCUGAAGGAAGCUGGAGGGGGAACUUUCAGGGAUGACGAUGAUAUCAACGACGUGGCCUCCAUGGCAGGAGUCAACUUGUCAGAGGAGAGUGCCCGUAUCUUAGCAACCAACUCUGAGCUUGUUGGCAUAGUGACUCGUUCCUGUAAGGACGAGACCUUCCUCUCCACCUCUUCACUCACCCGGAUGGCCCUGGAGAUUGGUAAGAAGUUUGGUGUCAGUGAGUUGGGCACAGAUGUGAUCAACUACAUUUCCCACGCUACACAGCAGCGACUACAAAACCUCCUGGAAAAAGUGUCACAAGUGGCACAGCAGAGGAACGUAACCUUCAAGGAGGACAACCGGAGUGAGCAGGUCAGCGAUGUGCGAACUCAGCUCAAAUUCUUUGAGGAGCUGGAUCAGAUGGAGAAGCAAAGGAAGGAAGAGCAGGAGAGAGAGAUCCUCUUGAAGGCUGCCAAGUCUCGGUCACGGCAAGAAGACCCAGAGCAGCUUCGACUGAAACAGAAGGCCAAAGAGAUGCAGCAGCAGGAGCUGGCUCAGAUCAGACAGAGAGAAGCCAACCUAACAGCACUGGCAGCAAUUGGCCCGAGGAAAAAACGGAAAAUGGACUCUCCUCUUAGGGGUGCCAGUGCAGAGGGCUCAGGGUCAGGCCCCUCCCAACCUGGAGGCUCCGGUGGAACAGGCUCCAGACAGUUUAUGCGACAGCGCAUCACUAGAGUGAACCUCAGGGACCUGCUCUUCUGUCUGGAGAAUGAAAAGGGGACCAGUCACUCACACCUGCUCUAUAAAGGCUUCCUCAAAUAGCGCUAUUUUAAAAUGACUAGUCUCGCUCAGCUCAGUGGCAUUAAGGAAACAGAGUUGACCGUCAGCUCAGACCCUUCCUGCCGGUACUUUCUUUGAUCACCCACUGCUGAAUUAUGAGACAUCUGUCUGUGGGAAGAGAAUUAUCUAGAACACUGAGGAGACGUCAGCUUUUAAAAGCCUCUUCAAGCACAGGCCUUUUGUAUUUUCGGCGCAGAGAUGGAGCAAAUAUUGGAACUUGGCCCUGAUUUCAGUGUGCCUCUCAGCUCAGUUUGCUCUUCAGAGACCAGUUGCAACCAACCACACUUCACUCAUGCACUGCCUCAUGCUGCACACAAGAAAAAUGUCUUUAACUGAACUGAGCACUUCAGAUUUGAAAUCCUUGUCAGUGUCAUUGCAGUGACAUCUGUGUUGUAGCAGCAAAUCUCUUUGAAGUGUUCAGUAAACACUCUGUUUAUUUAAGUCCUUAACAGAGAUUUUAAUUUAUCACACAUUUAUACUAUAUUUUAGCAAUGCCUGUGGAUUGUUUUACAGAGACUAAUCUUGACUAGUCUUGUCAUCUGCUGAGUUGCCUUCUUAACAAUUUAAGCCAUAUGGAUUAGAAUGUGUUGAUCAAGUAAUUUCAUUUAUCCAGCAGUUCUCUCCAGAUUUGUAGGAUGAGUGCUUUGUUGUUCGCUUCUUUUGUUUGUCUUUGCUUGAUUGGAAACUGAACUGAUUAUUUAUGUGUUGUGCAUGGUGUACGGGGGGUAUUAGAGCUCUCGCCAUAGGGUUUUUUAUGGUGAGAGUUCCUGACAGUGGUUGUUAAAUCCACUUGUUUCCAGAUUCUAGCACAUUUACUAUUCAAACUUUACAUCGUUUAAAUUGUGUUGAGGUUUUUUUCCUCAACUCCCCAGUCACAGCAAGUGUCUAUUAGUUUCUUUAGUGACAAUUAAACACAAAAGAACUUAAUCCCAACAGAGCAUCCUCUCCAAAGCCAGUCACCACUGUAUCGUCUGCAGGUUUUCUGGUGUGUUCAAUGUAGUAGUAGCAGCAAGCUCAUAGUCUGCAGAUUUGGAAGAUCCAAAAACAAUGAACCAUUUGCAAUAUGAAAACAAAAAUGUGGAUUUGGCUUUGUUUCUUGAAUAUUGUCAUUAGGAAAUGGAGCUUUCCAGUCAUUUUACUGCCUUUUAUCAGUGUCAUCCAUAGAACUAAAAACUUUUGAAAUGAGAGUGUGCAAUAUUCCGUGCACAUAAUUUUUGGCUAAAUAUCUUUUGGCAGGAUGUUUACAGUGAUGGAUUGCCCUCUCAAACACAUUUUGUGCUUUGAUUUUUGUACCAUUAAAAUAAUGUAAAUAGUUGGAGAUCUAUAAGUAGGAUGCUCUAGUUUGAAAACUAAGGAGGUGUUUGUAACCUGAAGUAUCCAGACAGUGUAACAGUGUGAAUUUUAAAGAGGAGUCUGGAAAAAGUAACCAAAUUAAUAUUCCUGAUUGCAGCCGUUAAAGUGAAUCACAUUCUUCAACAAGUUGUAUGUCCACAUUUUUAUAUUUAUGAAUAAUGGAGAUCAUGUUGGAUAAACAUGAAAUGCAGAGCAAAAACUGCACUUUGACAGAUCAGUUUUCUAAAAUUGAGUCAAUCAGAUGAACAUACCCACUUUAUAACUUUUUAUAUUCUUAGUGCACAUAAUAAUUUUGGUCUUUAUACCUUUUGUCAUUUUAUGAAAAGAUGUUUAUUGGCAAAAUUUAUUACUGUAUAUACUUAAGUUUGCUAUUUGUAGAUCUCACAGCUGACAACUUUGAAUUUGAAAAGUCUUAUUUUUCAUGUAUAUAUGUGACAAAUGAGACAAAGAUAUGACGCUUUCUUGCCAAUGUCUUGUAAAUUUUGCACAGCUCUUUGUUUAUAUGUAAAUAUCUGAAUUUUUAAAAAAAAUGCUAUUUUAUAAUGGAUUGAGAGAGAAUGAUCUCUAUUAAAACAAACAAACAAAAAAUAAUAAAAUA